CCGUUGCAUUAUGAGUAAAACGCCGUUGAAAUAGAACUAUUGCAACGGUCAAUAGUGUAGUGUGGAAGACCAUUGCAAUAGGUGAAAAGAACCGUUACAUUUGACCUAAUGCAACGCGAGCAACAACAACGGUUGGAAGACCGUUGCGCGCAAUAGACAUAUUGCAACGGGUUUUUACCUUUUUGCAACGGUUAUUAGGCGUUGCUUUUGAUCGUUUAUGUUGUAGUGACACUAGGUAUAAUAUUGUGAAAUUUUCAUUAAAAUCUUCGGCUCUUCAAAAGUUUGUCAGCAAAGAAUAUUCCAGAGAUGAAAUUUAUACGACAUCUUUUCAACUUCUUCAACAUAUAAGACAUCACUCCCCUCAAAGAAUCAUGGAGAUUGAAGGUGAGGAUUGUUAGGUUUUGGGAACAACCGGAUUUCAAGGACCAUACAAUAAUCGGCACUCAUGAAUUGAUUUUGGUGGAUGAAAAGGUAUUGUGACGUCGGCACGGUGUAUACCUACGAUUUGUAUACUGAUUCACUUUGCCCUAUUUUUAAGUGUAUGGGGUUUUCUUCUGAAGCUGGGAGUUGAUUGCUAACAGCCUUGAUAGCAUUUAAAAAGUGUUGUCACUCGUAAUUUUUUUGAAAAAUGGUGGUUGCUUCUUCUUUACAAUUUGCCCAUGAAUUCAGAACGUACAGUUCAUAUGGACUACCAUAUCCGUCUAAGCCCAUAAUGCAGAAUGGUCGAUUUCCUUUCUCCGUCAGUACCGUUUCAGCGAAUAAUGUGGUAAAGGAUGCUUGGAAUUUUCAUUAUUUAAGCAGAACAAUCAAUAAGAAAAUCCCUGCCUCCUCCAAACAUAGGGUGUUUCUGUGCAGAUCCUUUCUCUUACCAAAUGGAGGAAAUUCUUCUCCUCUAAUGCAAAAUGCUCCUGUUGUUUUGAAGAGGGUGUGUGACAGUUUUUCUUCAAAGUCGCUUGUAUAUCAGUUAAUCCCAGCCAUUGGUGUCAUUGCUUUAGCAUGGGGACUUCUGCCACUUAUGCGUCUUGGCUGGAGUGUUUUCCUUCAUAAAAAUGGUGGCAACUGGAAAAAGAGUAGCACUUACUUUUUUGCAACCUCAUAUGUUCAGCCAUUGCUAAUAUGGUCUGGAGCUCUGCUUAUUUGCAGAGCAUUGGAUCCUAUGAUUUUGCCUACAGAAGCAAGCCAGGCUGUUAAGCAGCGGCUUUUGCAUUUUGUACGAUUAUUUUCGACGACGGUAGCCUUUGCCUAUUGUCUAUCUUGCUUGAUUCAACAAGUGCAAAAAUACUUUUCGGAAGCUAGCGACUCUAAUGACACAAGAAGUAUGGGCUUUCAAUUUGCUGGGAAGGCUAUCUAUACAGCUGUAUGGGUGGCAUCGGUUUCACUGUUCAUGGAACUGUUGGGUUUCUCUACCCAGAAGUGGUUAACUGCCGGGGGUCUUGGAACAGUGUUGCUUACCCUUGCCGGACGUGAGAUAUUCACAAACUUCCUGUCAAGUGUGAUGAUACAUGCAACACGGCCAUUUAUUUUGAAUGAAUGGAUUCAAACAAAGAUUGAAGGUUAUGAAGUGUCUGGUACAGUUGAGCAUGUAGGAUGGUGGUCACCAACAAUCAUCAGAGGAGAUGAUCGUGAAGCAGUUUACAUUCCAAACCACAAGUUCACUGUUAGUAUUGUGAGAAAUCUGACCCAAAAGACUCACUGGCGAAUCAAGACCCAUCUUGCUAUUAGUCACCUGGAUGUCAACAAGAUUAAUAAUAUUGUAGCUGAUAUGCGCAAGGUUUUAGCUAAAAACCCCCAAAUAGAGCAGCAGAAGUUGCAUAGGAGAAUAUUCCUGGACAACAUCCAUCAUGAGAAUCAGGCACUUCUGAUUAUGAUAUCCUGCUUUGUGAAGACUUCUCGCUUUGAAGAGUACCUUUGUGUUAAGGAAGCCAUACUCUUAGAUCUUCUAAGAGUAAUCAGCCACCACCGAGCUCGACUCGCCACCCCCAUUCGAACCAUAAGAAAAGUGUACACUGAAACAGAUGUUAACAAUGUUCCAUUUUCUGAAACUGUCUACAAUAAUCCCAAUUCUGUUAACAACCACCCUUUCCUACUAAUUGAACCUUCUUACAAAAUAAACAGUGACCCCAAAUCCAAAACUUCACCCCGGAAAGAUGAAAAGUCCGAUAUAACCCCAAAAUCCGAUUCUUCCAAGGUAGAUGCCAAACUCGAUGAGCAAGAUAAUAAGAUUGAAGUCACUGAUAAAGAAAGCCAAGCUACUUCACCAACAGUAAAAACAACAUUAGAUGACAAUAUUGUUCUUGGUGUUGCUUUAGAGGGCUCAAAGCGAACCCUACCAAUUGAAGAUGAAGAAAUUUCACCAUCUUCUCCAUCAAACGGGGAAUCAAAGGAAUUGGCGACUGCAUCUAGAAAUGGAAUCGGAUCUUCUUCAUCAAGUUUGGAAGACAAGAAAGAUGAUCAGGUUUCAUCAGUUGGAAACACGAACACAGGGGAUAGCCGCGAGAAGACCAGUGGGUAAACAUUGUUGUCACCUAUGUUACUUGGACUCGGGUACUAGUGUUGAAGUGCCUGACUCGGCUAAAGUGUGAAAAGUUUCCAGGAUUUAAGUCGAAAAUGAAGUGUUGGAGUGUCGAGGAUCCGACACGGGUACUUGAGGUAAAAUGAAAAGUUGGAGUAACAUAGGUUGUCACAAUUUGUUCAGAUAACUCUGCGAAGGAAAUACAGAAUAGGUUGCUGUCUGUUUUUCUCAGGGAUGGCAUAUUGCAGGGUACCUUACUUCCAGAGUGUUGUAUAUUACAGAUUUACAGAUGUUAGUUUUUGUAUGUUAAUAGAGAGAAAUGUGUAGGAAUUAGGCAAUUGUUGCCAAGUUUAUAGUGAAUACAGCUCCAAUGAUUAGUGUAUAUCAUAUUAUCAUGUCUACUGAGAAGCUAAUAGAGUUGCAGAUUUUCCCGCAGCUGUAGCUGAUCUCAGACCUAACCAUAGGGAGAUUAGCUUAGGUUAAUAUUGUAAUUAGAUCAUAUUUUUCAAUAUAAACUAGGAUUUUGCCUUGAGAAAAGGCAACUCUUUAA
Messenger RNA from Spinacia oleracea (spinach), 3062 nucleotides. RefSeq names its product mechanosensitive ion channel protein 2, chloroplastic. Gene Ontology annotation, cellular component: membrane. The coding region runs from base 629 to 2512 and encodes 627 amino acids. NCBI's taxonomy places the organism in Eukaryota, Viridiplantae, Streptophyta, Magnoliopsida, Caryophyllales, Amaranthaceae. The transcript has 15 exons. Gene Ontology annotation, biological process: transmembrane transport. The record is from RefSeq and is a predicted model, not a curated record.